ACGCUUCGCAGAACAGAACCGUUUCUUGUCAAAAAGCAAUAAAACGACGACAAACGUUUUGAAAAAUGCAAAUAAAAUUUGUUUUCCUGUCAUUUUUCUUAAUUAAUAAUGGCGAUCUACUCCGUCGUAAAUCAAAAUGGACAAUAAAAACUCAGACGGAAAAACGUUUUCCCAAAAAUGCUUCAAGCAACAAUGCACAAUGCGGAAAUAAAAGCAGAGAUUGUUUGGAAAACUAUAUUCACAAACAUUUAAUGCACAAAGAAAAACAUGUCAACAAAUAUAUAAACCGAGGUUUGAACAUCAGCGAUGAGAAAAAGUUUAUUCAAGAAGUUCUUAAGAAUAUGCUUGAUGACAAUGCUGAUACAUUUCGAGAAGUAAAUGAAGAUGAUAUACGUUUUUCAAAAUAUCUUAUCAACAAGCACAAAGAGAUGGCUUGGCUAAAAAAGCAUGGAAAAUUCUUUCAAAACCACCAUUCUCAAUAUCAUAAAAAGGAUUAUAGUUUGAGAAAUGCUUUAAAAAAAAAGAAGUUGGUUCUGAACAGAAAAGACCACAUAUUAGCCCAACAUAUCAUUGUUCCAACACUUUUUCUUUCAAAGAAAUCAUCUAUUGUUGAUCCACCAAAAAAUAUUGGAAAUCCAAAGAAUGAAAUUCUUAUAACAAAAAAGAGUAGAGAAAUUGAAAAUUUUGAAACUGGCAAACAUGAAAACCAUACUGAACUUGCAAACUCAAACAAUAUUACUGGACAAAAUCCUGUCCAAAAAGUUCCGAAACAAGUUUUUGAUUCUGACCUAGCUGCUCAUAACUCUAGUUUCAAUAAUUCUGAAGGAAAACCAUUUGGUCUGAUUGAUGUUUUGAAUAAAAAAGAAAAAAACAUUACUAUUCUUGACAUCGUUAAUGUUAAUUCAACAAGAAACUACAAUAAAAGUUCUUCAAAUGAAACAAAACAAAUAAAAGUACUUCAAAUGAAACAACCUCUUGAAAAAAUAACUGUGUUAUAUGCCAUAGGUGAUCAUAAGUCAAAUAUUAUGCAUGGCUCUACGUUAAAUCAAACGUUUCAUUCUAUAAACAUUAUAAAAGACAUUAACAGCAAUGAAGAGUAUGACGAUGAUGAAUAUGAUGAUGAUGACGAAAAUCACUUUAAUUCUUCAGUGGAGAGGUGUAAAAGAGGCCAAGUUGACCAAGGAUAUAAUCUUAACACUACUUGUCAUAAAACUACAGGCAAUACAACUACAUAUUUUAUAAAAGAUAUUUCCCUAACAAAUAAUAAUUUUUCCAAGAAUCUCAUAAAUAGUUCCUUCAAAGAGGUAAUUGUUGAUAAUACAGUUACUGGAAACAAAAAUGAGUCUGGUAUGAAUAACAAUGACCUUAAUGUAGCUCUCCACUUCGAUAGUGAGGUUGAUGCUCUUGCUGAAAAAAGAAACAAAUUGCUCAAGAAACUUAAAACAAAAGAAAAAGUUCAUAAAAAAAAAAAGAUCUUUAGUGCAAACAAUAUCACUAAACCUAUAAAAAAUAUUGAUUUAAUAAAAGAUUUACCACAAAACCUAUUAAACAUUGAUGAACAAAUUAUUGCUUUAGAAUCUGGCUGGGAUCUAGAAUAUGGUUCUAAUUCUACAAAAGACGAUGAGAAAUCAGAAGAUGAAAGUGGUGAAAACGAAAGUAUUUUUUAUUCAAAAGACUUCUACAAGGAGUUUGAUCAAGUUGUUCAAAACAAUACAGAUGAAAUUAAGGAUGACGUUCAAAACAAUGGUGAACCAAGAAAUUUACCCAACAAAAAAAAUAAAAAAAAAAUAUUAAAUAACAGUUUGAAAAUAAAUAGUAGUGAGGAAAAAGAAUUAACUGUUCAAACCUACAAACUAAACCAAAUUGAUAUCAACAGAAAAAGCUUGCAGAAAAAAAAAAAAAAAUCUUCAAAUAAAGAAAGUAAAAAAUCUUUUGAAAGUCUUGAUAGUGUAAAAAAUCUCAAAGUAAAUUGGAAUGAAUACGUCAAGGGCAAUCAGCAAAGUGUAGAUAGUCAGUUAGUCAAAAGUUAUGAAAAUUUUAAAAAUCAGAAUCCUCAGAGUAGCAAUUUGUUGAUGUCUCAAAAAAAUUCUCAUCCAGAAGAAUUAUAUCAUCCUAUAUCAGCAGUCAAUUAUUUGCCAAAUAGAUUCCAAGAACCUGUUAUUUCAUUUGGAGUGACUUCUUAUCCUACCCCAACUUAUGAGUAUCCAACAGUUAGUUAUUCACCCUCUAUUAGUACUUCCAAAAAGAUUCCACCUUGGGCGAUGGCAGUACCUGAGGGUAAAAUAAAAGCAUCUCGUGUUUGUAAACCUGGUCCAAUGAAACCUGCUGUUGGAGGAAAACCUAAUUGUUUAAUAAUUGGCGACUCUAUUGCACUGGGGUACAGCUAUUCUGUUGCCACUGCAUUAAAAAAUCUUUGUCAGGUGCAACUUACACCAUCAUCAAAAGCAGGAGUAGCUCUUGAUUCUGCUUAUGGUUUACAGUGUCUUGAUAUGUUUUUAGCAACAAGCGAUUUAACGCCAACCUAUUAUGAUGUUAUUAUAUUUAACUUUGGUUUGCAUGAUAUUGAUUAUCUAGAAAAAUAUCCUGAGGAACAUAGCAACAUAGAUCGUUACACUCAAAAUAUUAGAAAAAUUAAAGAAAAGCUUUUGGCUACAGGAGCCACCUUAGCGUUUGCACUUUCUACACCUGUUACAUUUAAUAAAAAGAAAGAUGAUCUUAUCAAGAUGUAUAACCACGCUGCAAAGUUAGUUAUGCAAGAAAAGCCAUAUGUGUUGACAGUCAAUCUUCAUAAGCUAGUUACAAAACAUUGUGGACAUGCUCCAUUUGAAAAUUGUUUUAUGAUGAAAAAACCCCAUGAUGUUCAUUACGGUGUCACUGGAGCGAUUAUUUUAGGAAAAAGAAUUGCUUUUGCAAUAAAAUAUUUGCUAGAUAAAAGGAAAAUUUCGAAUCGCGGAAAAAUGCCGGUGCCAAAGCAAAUUGUCGAUUUGUCAGUAAACGCUACUACCUGUCCUGUACUAGGUGAUCAAUGUCCUGCACGCACUACCUGCACCACUAAUAUUGUUUCAAGGUCUGGUAGCGCAUGCUGUCCUUUAAUGUAUGCUGUAGAUUGUGAAGAUUCUUGGCACUGUUGCCCAAAAGGCACUAUAUGUCACCCAGGAUGUUCUGAUCUUAAAUGUUCUUGUAUCAAAUAAGUAUAUUAUAUAUGUUUAUAUAUAUAU
This is a messenger RNA of Hydra vulgaris (swiftwater hydra), 3218 nucleotides long. RefSeq lists its product as uncharacterized. The record is from RefSeq and is a predicted model, not a curated record. Lineage: Eukaryota; Metazoa; Cnidaria; Hydrozoa; Anthoathecata; Hydridae.